AUGGAGGAGGGUCGCAAGCCUCUUGAAGAGAGACUGAAAUUAGAAGUUGACAAUGCUAUGGCUCGCGCUCGGGCCGGGAGUCCAACUGGAAGUAAUCGAUCUCGAGUAGAUGAUCUAGAGAGUAGGAAUUUUUCUCUUGAGGAAGAGGUUAAAGAUCUAAAGAUUCAACUGAGCAGCAAGCAGAAUGAAAUAUCCAAACUAACCGAGUUAUUGGGCAAAAGAACUGCUGAGCUUGAAAAGAUCAAAUCUGGAUACGAGGACAAGAUGAAGAAAACGAGAACAAUCUUCAACGCUGCAAACAAGAAUUUGACGGAGCUUAGACAGACAGUCACAGUUAAAGAUGCCGAAAUCGUUGAACUUAAAGAAACAAUAGAAUCGUUAAAACAGAAGAACCAGGAAUCUAAUACAACAGUCAAUGAAAUUGAAAAGUCGGUUGAUCAAUUGACCAUGGAGUUACAUAAUCAAGUUGCAAUGUAUACCACUCAAGUCGAACAAAUGGAAUCGAAACUUCGUCAAACGACCCAGCAACUCAAUCAGACAAAGGAAGAAUUUCAGCAAUAUAAACAGCGAGCACAUGCACUGUUACAAGAAAAAAAUUCAGAUACUAAUACAACGAUAAGCGCUAUAACCGAUGCAAAGACAUCUGAUUUACAAACACAAGUUAAGAAACUGCAGGGAGAAUUUAGGCUAGUAUUAAAGAGAGAUGUUGUCAUUUGGGUUAGGGAAAAAGGAUCGGCUAUUCACAAAUUAGUAGAACUCAGACAAACACAAGAAAAAUUAAAACUUGCCGAGAAAGAACUCUUACGCGUAUCCGAGCAGAACGUCCGUUUGGAACAGGAGUUGCAAAGAUCGCAGCGAUCGGCUAGGCAAAACGCGGAAUUGGUGGUAGAAACUCAAGGAUUAUUGAAAAGUGCUUCGGAAGAAAAGGAACAUGUUAGGGAAGAAUUGAGGAAGGCUGGGCAGAAGCAUGAGGAAAGCAUACGAGAAUUUGAAGAGAGGCUUGAAAAGACAACAGGUCAAGUUCAGGCAAGUUGUAUAAAGAAACAAGAAGAGAACGAAGACUUGCAACAGAUGAAUAAGCGCCUGGACGAAGAACUCUCCACCCUUCGCGCACAGCUUGCCGAGCGCACCGAACAGUUGAACGAAGCUCAAAAACAAUUAUUGUCACGAAAACCACGAUCAAUUAGUCCAUUGGUGAGGGAAGAAAGACAUACAACGCCAAGGACUGAGAGUCAACCAGCUUCACCUUCGAUCACGAAUAAACGAGCUAGUGCGUCGUAUUCUUCGCUUUCGGACCUUCUUUCAGAUACAGAACCAAAAUCGGUCUCUUCUCAAGAGCGUGACAAAGAACAAGCAUUAAAGAUCCAACACCUUGCUGAACUUUUGAACGAUAGUGAAGCCACGGUGAAACGACUCGAAGAGCAAGAGAAAGUGUUAAAAGAAGAGAUUAGGAGAAUGGAUCGGAUGGAAAAGAGACAAGACAUGAGUGUUGAGUAUUUGAAGAAUGUUGUCUUGAAGUUUCUGGAGAGCAGUGCUGGAGAACGGGAGUAUCUGGUUCCGGUAAUAACUACAAUUCUUCAAUUAAGUCCUGAAGAAGCCAAGAGCCUUAAAGAGAACGCUGUUGAUAGUGGUCCUGGGAGUCCGGUUAUGUUGGGAUAUGGUGUUUUAUGA
Molecule: messenger RNA, 1671 nt
Organism: Paraglomus brasilianum
Lineage: Eukaryota; Fungi; Glomeromycota; Glomeromycetes; Paraglomerales; Paraglomeraceae
Source: the annotation of a GenBank genome assembly